UGUCCCCGCGCUGCUGGCCCCGCUGGCACUUCAUUGAGAAAACGGCCAUUGACGCCAUGUGGAGAACUCGCUCGCUCCAGCCAAUCAGUCCAGGGACAUGUGUUUUUUUUUAAUGAGGACCGCUUAAUCACAGAGCGGUCAAGGCUGUGAAGGGGUGUUUCACUUGUGACUGAGCCUUAUAAGAAGAGCUGGUUAUAACAGCCAUGGGCUGGCAGAGCUGGGAGGACAGACUGCGCCCCAGGAGCGUUGCCUGAGGCGGGGGGGUUGCGAGGGUGCCCUCCUGCUUUACGGAUCUCCUCCCUCUGCUGCGGCAGGAGCUUAAUUUCACCGAGGACCCAGGCGCCCAGCUCGGCUAUAACAACGAGCAGCAUGGACGUGGACUGUGAGAGGUGCCAGUGCCACAGCGAGGACAACCGCACCGCCAUCCUCUACACCCUCCUCAGCCAGAACCUGAACCACAGCCGGGUCAGCUGCGGUCCGGCCCACCAGCGCUGCCUGUGCCACCAGCGCCGGACCGUCUGCCUCCGCACACCCCAUGUCACCUGCCAGGCGGCCUCUGACGUGCUGGUGAAAACCGUCAGCUUCAUGAAAAACCUGCCUUCAUUCCAACUGCUGCCCCGCGAGGACCAGCUCUUGCUGCUGGACAGCUGCUGGGUCCCCCUCUUCCUGCUGGGGCUGGUCCAGGAGAUGGUGACGUUCGAGGUGAUGGAGACGCCGGCCCCCAGCAUGCUCAAGAAGAUCCUUCUCGACGGCCAAAGCAAACAGCAGGAGCCCGAGCGGAUGCAACCCACGCUGGCCGCGGUGCAGCGGCUGCAGUGCUGCCUGAACACCUUUUGGAGCCUGGAUCUGAGCCCAAAGGAGUAUGCCUACCUGAAGGGUGCCAUUCUCUUUAAUCCUGAUGUCCCAGGGCUGAGGGCCUCCCUGUACAUUGAGAGCCUCCAGCGGGAAGCCCAGAGAGCGCUGCAAGAAGUCCUGCAGCCCCUGCACCCCGAGGACCAGGGCCGCUUUGCCCGCAUCUUGCUGAUUGCCUCCACCUUGAAAUCUAUCCGUCCCGCGCUCAUCACAGACCUCUUCUUCAGGCCAGUCAUCGGCAAUGCAGAUAUCGUUGAGCUCAUCGCGGAAAUGCUGUAUGAAAUAACCAGCAGGCAGCUGGCUCCUUUGUCACGCAUGGCACUUUGAGCAACUGCACUUGGCCGUCAGCCCCACGGACAUCACCUGCUCCCCAAGUCAAGUGUCACAGGGCAGCAAAGUGAAUCUGGGAGCAGGGUUUAGACAGGCGCUCUGGACUUUGCAGAGAACUGCCUUUGUGUGUAUUUCGUUAGGAUUGACGAGCAGCUUCAGUGGCUGUAAUUUUCAGCCAGGAUGCAGAACACAGACAAAUCACUUUGAUUCAGCAGAUGUUUACAGCAGCUAUUGCUCGGUCUGUGCCAGUCUCGGAGCCGGGCUGUUGCAGGGAGUGUGUGUGUGUGUGUGUGUGUGUGCGUGACAGGUUUGUUUCCCUGUUCUGUAGCAAGUGCUGCUCAGCUGUCUGCAAACACACCAGUCCUGCAACACAGUGUAGAUCGGGUUAGAGCCUGGUCCAUAUCUUUUCACUCAGUGAAUAUCUGGCCCCAUUGAAAUCAACGUUUGUUUUGCUGUUAACUCCAAUGGGAUGUGGUUUGAUCUCAACUAACUGUCCAAACAGCUUGAUUCUGCAGUAUUUAGUAUUUAGGUAUGCUGAAUAAUAUGUCUUCAGUGGAAUCUCUGAUCUGGAUAUUGCUAAGUGCAAACACCAUGGAAUAAGGCCCUAGUGAAGUCUCAGCAUGUGUCUAUUAUGCAUUAAAUUUUAGAAAUACUCAUAAAGAACCUUUUCCUCAGACACCAAGAAGGAAAAGGCCAGUUUAAAAGCUUAAGGGGUGUGCAAACAGUCAAAUUCACCCCUUCUUCCUUUUCCUAGACUGUUUUAUCUUUUCUUCAUAAUGCCAAGAAAUACAACAGAAUUUCUCUCAGAGCAAUGGAUUACUUGAGAGUAGCCAAAUCUAUUGCCCAUAAUGCUGCAGGGGGACUUCAGGGACUUCAUCUUAACUUCAUCUUACAUACUAUGUGGGUGUUUUUCACAAUAUCAAGGAUGGCUUAGGCUGUCAGCUUAACUCCAUUUGCAUGUCAAUAAGUGACCCAUGGUACACACUGCAGAAACAAGUGGAGCUAUUUUAGUGGUAGAACAAAACAUUCCUUCCUUGAGUUACAGCUCGUUGCACAUGUAGCAUGUCUGGAAAGGUCGUCGCUCCUUCUGUCUACAGCUUUCACAAUGAGUUCAGAUGUCAGUAUUUUAUAAGUGAAUAUUCUUGAGGUUUGUAUAUAAGAGGUGGUAAAUUAUUUUUUUAAUAAAAUGUUUUGCAUUCUGGAAAA
This is a messenger RNA of Dromaius novaehollandiae (emu), 2388 nucleotides long. RefSeq names its product nuclear receptor subfamily 0 group B member 2 (gene NR0B2). Gene Ontology annotation, biological process: negative regulation of transcription by RNA polymerase II; circadian rhythm. Gene Ontology annotation, cellular component: cytoplasm; nucleus. Gene Ontology annotation, molecular function: transcription factor binding; transcription corepressor activity. Lineage: Eukaryota; Metazoa; Chordata; Aves; Casuariiformes; Dromaiidae. The record is from RefSeq and is a predicted model, not a curated record. The transcript is spliced from 2 exons. The coding region runs from base 370 to 1179 and encodes 269 amino acids.